Messenger RNA from Marmota monax (woodchuck), 2389 nucleotides. RefSeq names its product family with sequence similarity 118 member A (gene Siral2). The transcript has 9 exons. The coding region runs from base 124 to 1194 and encodes 356 amino acids. The record is from RefSeq and is a predicted model, not a curated record. NCBI's taxonomy places the organism in Eukaryota, Metazoa, Chordata, Mammalia, Rodentia, Sciuridae.
GCGCGCGCGCAGCCCCUUCCGAGGGCCGCGCGGCCGCCGAGAGACCCGGGUCGCCGUCGACCGCGCAGCAGGCGGCGGCGGGAGCGCGAGCUGCGGCCCGCGGCAGCGCGGCAGGAUUCACAGAUGGAUUCAGUGGAAAAGACAACAAAUAGAAACGAACAAAAAUCAAGUAGAAAGUUUUUAAAAAGCCUCAUCCGGAAACAACCCCAGGAGCUGCUCCUGGUCAUCGGGACUGGCGUCAGCGCUGCGGUGGCCCCAGGGAUCCCUGCGCUCUGCUCGUGGCGGAGCUGCAUCGAGGCCGUCAUCGAGGCUGCCGAGCAGCUGGAGGUGCUGCACCCAGGAGACGUGGCCGAGUUCCGGAGGAAAGUGAUGAAGGACCGGGAUCUGCUGGUUGUGGCCCACGAUCUGAUCCGAAAGAUGUCACCUCGCACAGGUGACACCAAGCCCAACUUCUUCCAGGACUGCCUGAUGGAGGUGUUUGAUAGCCUGGAGCACCAUAUCCAGAACCCGGUGGUGCUACAGUCCAUCCUCAGCCUGAUGGACAGGGGCACCAUGGUGUUGACCACUAACUAUGACAACCUGCUGGAGAUCUUUGGGCAGCAACAGAACAAGCCCAUGGAGUCCUUGGACUUGAAGGACAAGAUGAAGGUUCUUCAGUGGGCAAGAGGCCACAUCAAGUAUGGAGUUCUUCAUAUUCAUGGCUUAUACACAGACCCCUGCGGGAUGGUGUUGGAUCCGUCAGGAUAUAAAGAUGUCACUCAAGACCCAGAAGUAAUGGAAGUUCUACAGAACCUGUACCGCACCAAGUCCUUUCUGUUUGUGGGCUGUGGCGAGACCCUGCGUGACCAGAUAUUCCAAGCCCUCUUCCUUUACUCAGUGCCCAACAAGGUGGACUUGGAGCACUACAUGGUGGUGCUCAAAGAGAAUGAAGACCAUUUCUUUAAGCAUCAGGCGGAUAUGCUGCUGCAUGGAAUUAAAGUGGUGUCCUACGGGGACUGUUUCGACCAUUUCCCAGGAUACGUGCAAGACCUCGCCACACAGAUCUGCAAACAGCGAAGUCCAGAUGCUGAACGAGUGGACAGCACCACAUUAUUGGGUAAUGCAUGUCAGGACUGUGCAAAGAGGAAGCUGGAAGAGAAUGGAAUUGAAGGCUCAAAAAAACUCAGACAGUCAGAUGAUGCUGGAGGAUCUUGAAAUCUCUAAAACCAGUUAAGAUCUACAACUUGAAAGCCAGCCUUCUGUAACCACAGUGCCAUGCCCAAGUGAUGAGGAACGUACAGAGGAUUCCAUGUGGAUCUCAAGCCUCAAGUCACAUGCCCAAGAGCCACAUGGCUGAGUGACAGCUCCACUGUAUGUGCUUAGCUGCUUGGGAGUGACAUGGACACACUUCAGGUACAUUUUGUAAGGACUGAUGGACAGCUACCUCAGGGACCAAAUCAGUGGGAGGGAUGUCCCUGGUAUUCCCAAUUCCUAUUUGACAUGCUCUCUUAUGUCAAGAUGACAUUUUUCCUAAUAAAGGGGGAGAGUAAAGAUUGUCCAAGCAACAGUAGUUGCCAAAGAGAAAAUACGAACUGGACACUUAGUUUACUAUCAUUUUAUGUGGAACAUCUUUACCAUAGAAAACAUUUUAAAGACAUGUUUGUUAUGUUGUAAAGGAUGAGUUGAUGGCUCAGGCACUGGACCCAGGGCGUUUUUAAAGACAACUCGAUUAGUAGGGCUUCUUUGGAAUUACAUCAUCUUGGUAACUUCUUUUCCAAAGAGAUGGCAAGUCUGACUCUUGCUAGGAAGGGUGAAGUCUCAAGAGCCAGAGGGUCUGUUCCAAAGUGCUGGUCAGUGUCGUGGAGGCUGUCCACUGCGUGUCUGGUAGUUGAGAAAGCACAGCGGGGCAGGAGACGGCUCUGCACUUUUAGAUCGUCAGUUCUGAGCUUUCCAAGUCUUACUUCUCUGGGGCUAACCUUUCUGUUGUUUCCUAAAACCACCUUCCAUGGAUCACAUUAAGGGGAUUUGCAGGGAGGUGGGCAGCGCCUUGUGAAAGGCCUGCACUUGAAACAUCCUCGGUGCUCAUCCGCGUGGCAGCAGUGGUGGCCCCUGGCAGUGCUCAUGGCGCCUGUGGCCCAGGCUUGCGUGAUGCAGUGAAAGCUGAAGACCAAGGCUUCUCUUGAAAACAAGCCCUGCCUGGUCUCAGCUGAGGCUGCCCGUCUGUGAUGUGACAUUUCUUGCCAAGCCCUGUGAUCUCCCGUUGACACAGGGAAGGUUAAGCACAAGAAUGUCAGGUUGGGAUGUACAGGGACUGGAGAAGCCAGAGACAGGACGGAGACUUUCCCCCUUUUGAAGCAUGGACAACAAACCUUUUAUGUCACUCUGCUCAUAAAUAAAAACUUAACAUCAA